Molecule: messenger RNA, 3325 nt
Organism: Notothenia coriiceps (black rockcod)
Lineage: Eukaryota; Metazoa; Chordata; Actinopteri; Perciformes; Nototheniidae
Gene: tspan36
Product: tetraspanin 36
Exons: 7
Coding region: 187-924 (245 amino acids)
Cellular component (GO): plasma membrane
Source: RefSeq, a predicted model, not a curated record
GCGCUAGAAUCGGUUGUGUUGCCUCGCUCUCCUCCCCGAAGCAUGUGAUCAGAGUCACUGCAGCCAGACAGAGCGAGGAAACUUGUGACCAAAACAUCAGGAGAAGCAGCUCGGCGCCCUGCGAGAUAAAAAAAGUGUACCCGGACUCCCAGCCUUCCUUCACUCUCUGCACCUCCGUCGCUAAACAUGGACUGCGGGAUCUUCACCUCCAAGACCGUCCUGCUCUUCCUCAGCCUGGUAUUCUGGGCUGCAGGAGCGGUGUUGGCCUACGUCGGAGCCUAUAUAAUCAAGAGCUAUGACAACUUUGACAGUUUCAUCCAGGACAAGUACACGUUGGUCCCAGCCGCUAUUAUCAUCGGCGUCAGCGUGGUGAUGUUUAUUUUUGGCCUGGUUGGAUGCUGCGCUACACUCCGGGAGUCCAAAGUCGGACUCAGCUUUUUCUUUCUGAUCAUCAUGGCGAUCUUUGCCGCUGAAGUGGCUGCUCUGGUGUUUAGCUUUAUCUACAAAGGCAAGAUAAACGCAGACCUGGAGCGCUCUAUGAGUGAAGUCUUCGUGCAUUACGAUGGACAGACUACUGAGACCAAAGCUGUUGACUACCUGCAGACUCAGUUGCAGUGCUGUGGUGUCAUGAAUUACACCAGCUGGUCCAACACCACCUGGUCUAACAGCCACAACAACACCGUGCCUCUGUCCUGCUGUAAAAACGGAACAUCGCAGUGCACAGGCAGAAUGGACCAACCAGACCUGCUGAACACACAGGGCUGUGAGGGGAAGCUGGAUCAGCUCCUGCAGGACGUCUUGAGUUACGCCAUGCUUGUCAUUCUGGGCUUUGCCAUCAUCAAGUUCUUUGGUAUGCUGAGCGUGUGUGUGAUCACCUGUAAAACUGGCAACCGGAGGAGUGGCUACCAGCCUCUGUAUGCCUGAACCACUUCCUGCAACCACCUCUUCAUUUUACUAGACUAGGUUUGCUGACCACUCACUCAGCAGUGCACGUCCACAUCCAGGCAAACAACUGCAAAAAUAGUAAUAAUGGCAUAUGAAGAAUAGAUAACUGGCAGACCUUUUCUCAACAUAAAGGGGAUCCCUCAAGAGCAUUUAAACAGAAAUAUAUUCUUGGACUUGUGAAUUAAUUUAGCUUAAAGUGGCUUUUAAGUUCUACAUUUCUCUCCCUUGUAAUGAUGAAGGCGUCUUCAUGCUUGAGCAGCCCAAGGUCUUAUAGUGUCUCAGCCCAACUACUGUAUCAUUCUUUGAAAUGAUGGUGACUAAGGGCUUUAAACUUUAUUUUAACCUUUUGUGAUUGUGAAAGCACAGCGUUGUAAUGCCUUAUUUAGGGAUGCAAUAUUUAUAGCCAACUGAAUACAGUAUAUAUUUAAAUAUAAAGGUCAGUUAACUGUUUUGGAUUAUGUGACAGUUCUACAUAGCAUGACGUUGGUUGUGUUUAUUAUAUUUCUAAAUUAAAAAGGUGAACAUUUCACAGUACUUUAGUGUUGUGUGGAGUUACAGCACAUUAUUGUUGCCUGCCUUGUAUUCCGUGUUUUUUGUGUGUUUUUGACAUCCUGUCAUUUUAAAUAGUUUUCAAAGAUUUUACCGUUACGCACAUAUACUACAUGUAACUAUGGAAUUUUGGGGACACAGUUGUGUCUAAUCCUAUAGUCAUUGUUAUGCAAAAACGCCUUUCUAGGUUAUUUUCAAAAAGCUGGUUAUUUUGCACAAGACCAGUAUUGCAGUUGUACAUUUGGAACAUCAUAUGAAACAUGUCGUACAGUGGGUAUCUCUCUCCUUUUACCUCCUGAGUCUGCGGAUAAAGAGACCCUUAUCUCCGUAGACAUACGCAAGCUAGGAGUGUUUAUCUUAUAUAAGCCUUACUGUUCAAAAAGAUAAAUGAGAACAUAAACGCAUGUCUAGGUUCAUCAUAGUCAUCAAUCCUUACAGCACAGGUUACAGAUUGGUCAGCUGUUGAUGGGGCUGUCAUAUAACUGAUUCCAACUAUUAAAAUGUAAAGUACCCUUGACUUUUUUUUUAAUUAAGUACACAUUCAAACCAGCUAUGUAUCAAGCUAAGUUUUCCUGUUUUCCAGUCCCUGUUCCUUAAAACAAAUGUGUAUUUGUUUGUGCUUUAUCAGGUUUUUUGCUGCUGUGUGUGUAGUUGCAGUAAUAAAGGAAAUCCUGCAGGCGGUGAUAAAGAAUCCUACUGAGUCCAUCCAGCACUUCCUGUGGUCACAGAGGCUAAAAAAACACUCUUAUGUUCUCCAUAUAGAAGCAGUAGAAGAUAAAUGACAUAUUAUAUUAAUAAAUUAAAGGAUACAACAAAUACAUGCAGAAAAUAUGUUUUCAAACACUGGUAGCAAUAUGAAUUUCAGAUGUUUCAGAGCUUAAAGAGACAAUCAUUUAGAUUUCAAAUGAAAAACUUUAAUGACAGUUGUUAUACUGGAGUUUCAUUACAUCUUUGAGUAUUUAUUACAAUAGCUCUGUGUUUUGGGGCAUUAUUAAUUGCCUCAGUUGAUGUGAAUGACCCCACUACCCUGUCUCAGUUCGUCCACCUCUUGUAUCUCUCUGCUGCAUAUCUUAUUCAGUGCAUUUUCUCUGCUCCGGUCUGUGUUGACAUUUGGACAGGCCCGUCCUCUGAGGACUGUUGGCACACACUCGGCUAGAUAACCUUGUCAGCUUCUUUCCCAAAGCUGUCUGUUUUAUCGCUUCUUUCUUUCAUGUCAGUUUAUCUCUCUGUGUAUGACUCUGUUUUUCACCUUCCCUUUCUUGUCAUGCAUAAUUCUCUACAAAUGUAUUAUUUUUUCUUUCUUCCUUUUUUUUACAUUUGAGGUGUAUUUGCAUCUCUAUUACCUACCAGGAAGACCCAACUGUUUCUGUGCUGUGCUCAUGUUUUUCUGACCUCCCCUAGCUCUCUUCUUUCUGAAGUGUUAACUUUUUAAUUCAGGUGGUGCAGCAAGGACGAUUUGGCUCUUAUUCUGUAAAUAAUAAAAAAAUAAAAUCUGAACUUUUGAAGUAAAUUACCAGUCAAUAAUGCAGGAACAUAAAUUAAUAAAACUUUAUUAGCUUCUGUUUUCAAACAUUGUCAGCCUGCUCUAUAUGGAACAGAGAGGUGAUUGCUUGUGGGUUAUGUCAAUUAAAAAGAGCGUCAAUUUGUUUUACAUUGCUUAUUUUAGUCUUAAGUCUGAACAAACUUUGAAAUAACCCUGAUGCCCCCACGCUUUUCAAUAUUAUAUAACUGUUUUUUGUAGGCUUCCUGUAACACAUUAGGUGGACCUAAUACUUAAAAACAACAAAGUGUAUUUUUAAAAUGUGUCCAAGAUAAAAAUACUGAGAUAUCA